Molecule: messenger RNA, 1372 nt
Organism: Cheilinus undulatus (humphead wrasse)
Lineage: Eukaryota; Metazoa; Chordata; Actinopteri; Labriformes; Labridae
Product: tropomyosin alpha-3 chain-like
Exons: 9
Coding region: 258-1112 (284 amino acids)
Biological process (GO): muscle contraction; actin filament organization
Cellular component (GO): actin filament
Molecular function (GO): actin filament binding
Source: RefSeq, a predicted model, not a curated record
CGGGGCUGCCUCAAAACCUCGAGUGAAGUUUAAAUCACACAGAGCUCCUCCGACUCUCACUUUGCAUCCUCCUCUCCUCUCCUCUGCUCUGCUCUCUCUCUCUCUGUCCGUCUCUCUCUCUUCCUCUCCUCUUCUGCAUCCACUGGUUGAUCAUCCGGUUGGCCCUGUGAGGGAUCUUCCUCUGAACAUCUGCAGCAGCUUUUCCAGCUUUCAAAGAAGUUUAUUUCCUCUGAGGUUUGUGAGAUCGAGCCGUCGCCAUGGAAGCCAUCAAGAAGAAGAUGCAGAUGCUGAAGCUGGACAAGGAGAACGCCAUUGACAGGGCGGAGCAGUCCGAGUCCGACAAGAAGGCAGCGGAGGACAAAUCCAAGCAGCUGGAGGACGAGCUGCUGGCUCUGCAGAAGAAGCUGAAGGGAACAGAGGAUGAGCUUGAUAAGUACUCGGAGGCCCUGAAGGAUGCUCAGGAGAAACUGGAGCUGUCUGAGAAGAAGGCCGGAGAUGCAGAGGGUGAGGUGGCAUCCCUAAACCGCAGGAUCCAGCUGGUGGAGGAGGAGCUGGACCGCGCUCAAGAGAGACUGGCCACAGCGCUGCAGAAACUGGAGGAGGCGGAGAAGGCUGCAGAUGAGAGCGAAAGAGGCAUGAAGGUGAUUGAGAACAGAGCCAUGAAAGACGAGGAAAAGAUGGAGAUCCAGGAGAUACAGCUCAAAGAAGCCAAACACAUCGCUGAAGAGGCGGACCGCAAAUGUGAAGAGGUUAACCGUAAACUGGUGAUCCAGGAGGGUGAGCUGGAGAGAUCAGAAGAGAGGGCAGAAAUUGCAGAGCUUAAGUGUUGCGACCUGGAAGAAGAGCUGAAGAAUGUCACCAACAACUUGAAGUCUCUAGAGGCUCAGUCUGACAAGUACUCUCAGAAAGAGGACAAAUACGAGGAGGAGAUCAAAAUCCUGAAUGACAGACUUAAGGAGGCUGAAACCCGUGCAGAGUUUGCAGAAAGAUCAGUGGCCAAGCUGGAAAAGACCAUAGAUGACCUAGAAGACAGCCUAUGUAAAGCAAAAGAGGAAAACUUAGGAAUGCAACAAGUCCUGGACCAAACACUGCAGGAGCUGAGUAGCUUGUAAAAUGCCAAGAAGAACAUCAAUAAAUAAAAAAGCAACCUUUUUUUUGUAAAAGAUAUUUUCUACAUGCCAUCCAUUGUCUGUAAUUUCACCCUUAUUCCUGGUAGCUAAAACACAUGUAUCCCUUUUUAUAUAUUUAUGGUUCUUUUGUUUCUUUACCUUUUUUAAAAUGGUUUUUGGGUCCAUAUGAUAUUCAGUUUUCAUGCUGAAAAUUGUGUUUUAGACCAAACUCUGAGCACAAAUAAAAGUGACGAUGAUUCUGA